AUGGUACCUGGUGGUAAGGACCCAUAUACUCCUGUAGGGAGUGCUCGCACUCCCGUUUGUGGAGUUAAGACUGCUCUGGCAGAGGCACAGAGGUCCAAUCCUGAGCUCCCUGGUGUGGCUCUGACAAGGUCUGCAAUUCGAAAGAAUUUCUCUGCGGAAAGAACUGGACAUGGCCUCUGCUGGGGUACCGUCUCUGCGAUCCCGCAGUGGUCUGGCGUGGCUGAACUUUGCCAACUUCUUCCUGUAACUAUUGACAGCAAAAAGCAUGCUCAGUCAGUAAAAAGCAACAACUACUUCCUGUCUGCCAGCUAUUUCCUCCAUUUCAUCCUGAAUAAGUGUGAUGAACCACUCAUCUCUGGGCUUUCCCAUAUGUUCUUCAGUAGCUCCUCCUCCCUGUCCAAUAGCUAUUCGCCUGGCUAUGCCAAGAUCAACAAACGAGGAGGUGCUGGGGGAUGGUCACCAUCAGACAGUGACCACUAUCAAUGGCUUCAGGUUGAUUUUGGCAAUCGGAAGCAGAUCAGUGCCAUUGCAACCCAAGGAAGGUAUAGCAGUUCUGACUGGGUGACGCAGUAUCGGAUGCUCUACAGUGACACUGGGAGAAACUGGAAACCCUAUCAUCAAGAUGGGAAUAUCUGGGCUUUUCCUGGAAAUGUCAAUUCUGACAGUGUGGUCCGACAUGACCUGCAACAUGCCAUUGUUGCCCGUUAUGUCCGCAUCGUGCCCCUGGACUGGAACGAAGAAGGCCACAUAGGGCUGCGUGCAGAAGUCUACGGCUGCUCUUACUGGGCUGAUGUUAUCAACUUUGAUGGCCAUGUUGUGUUACCGUACCGCUUCAGAAACAAGAAGAUGAAAACACUCAAAGAUGUCAUUGCUUUGAAAUUCAAGACCUCGGAAAGUGAAGGAGUACUCUUGCACGGUGAAGGGCAGCAAGGGGAUUACAUAACGUUGGAACUGAAAAAAGCCAAGCUGGUCCUCAGUUUAAACCUAGGAAGCAACCAGCUUGGCCCCAUCUAUGGCCACACAUCCGUGACAUCAGGAAGCCUACUGGAUGAUCACCACUGGCACUCUGUGCUCAUUGAGCGCCAGGGACGGAGCAUUAACCUGACAUUGGACAGGAGCAUGCAGCAUUUCCGCACCAAUGGAGAGUUUGACUACCUGGACUUGGAUUAUGAGAUAACAUUUGGAGGCAUACCUUUCUCUGGAAAGCCAAGUUCCAAUAAUCGGAAGAAUUUUAAGGGUUGCAUGGAAAGCGUUAACUACAAUGGCGUCAACAUCACUGAUCUCGCCCGGAGGAAGAAAUUAGAGCCAUCAAAUGUGGGGAAUCUGAGUUUCUCUUGUGUGGAACCCUACACAGUACCAGUCUUCUUCAAUGCUACAAGCUACCUGGAGGUGCCUGGCAGACUUAAUCAGGACCUGUUCUCGGUCAGUUUCCAGUUCAGGACAUGGAAUCCCAGUGGUCUCCUGCUCUUCAGUCAAUUUGCAGAUAACUUAGGCAAUGUGGAGAUUGACCUUGUGGAGAGCAAAGUGAGCGUCCACAUCAACACCACACAGAGCAAGACAAGCCAAAUCGACAUCUCCUCAGGCUCUGGGCUGAAUGAUGGGCAGUGGCAUGAGGUUCGCUUCCUGGCCAAGGAAAACUUUGCAGUUCUCACCAUUGAUGGGGAUGAAGCAUCGGCAGUUCGCACCAACAGUCCUCUGCAAGUGAAGACUGGCGAGAAGUACUUCUUGGGAGGAUUUUUGAAUCACAUGAACAAUGCCAGUCACUCUGUCCUUCAACCAUCAUUCCAAGGAUGCAUGCAGCUCAUCCAGAUAGAUGAUCAGCUUGUAGAUUUGAAUGAAGUGGCACAGAGGAAGCCAGGAAGCUUUGCAAAUGUCACCAUUGACAUGUGCGCCAUCAUAGACAGAUGUGUGCCCAAUCACUGUGAGCAUGGUGGGAAGUGCUCGCAAACAUGGGACAGCUUCAAAUGCACUUGUGAUGAGACAGGAUACAGCGGGGCCACCUGCCACAACUCCAUCUACGAGCCCUCCUGUGAAGCCUACAAACACCUGGGCCAGACGUCAAAUUACUACUGGAUAGAUCCUGAUGGCAGCGGACCUCUGGGACCUCUGAAGGUUUAUUGCAACAUGACAGAGGACAAGGUGUGGACCAUAGUGUCUCACGACUUACAGAUGCAGACGACAGUGGUAGGCUACAGCCCAGAAAAGUAUUCGGUGACACAGCUCAUCUACAGUGCCUCCAUGGACCAGAUCAGUGCCAUCACCAGCAGCGCUGAAUACUGUGAACAGUAUGUCUCCUACUUCUGCAGGAUGUCCAGGUUGUUGAACACCCCAGAUGGAAGUCCUUACACGUGGUGGGUUGGCAAAGCCAAUGAGAAGCACUACUACUGGGGAGGCUCAGAGCCUGGGAUUCAGAAGUGUGCCUGCGGCAUCGAGCGCAACUGCACAGACCCCAAAUACUACUGCAACUGUGAUGCGGACUACAAGCAGUGGAGGAAGGAUGCUGGCUUCUUAUCCUACAAAGAUCACCUGCCAGUGAGCCAGGUGGUGGUUGGAGAUACUGACCGGCAAGGCUCAGAAGCCAAGCUGAGCGUGGGUCCUCUGCGCUGCCAAGGAGACAGAAAUUAUUGGAACGCUGCCUCCUUCCCAAAUCCUUCAUCCUACCUGCACUUCUCUACCUUCCAAGGAGAAACCAGUGCUGACAUUUCUUUCUAUUUCAAGACGUUAAUCCCUCGAGGAGUGUUUCUGGAAAAUCUGGGGAACACUGACUUCAUCAAACUGGAGCUGAAGUCUGCCACAGAAGUGUCCUUUUCAUUUGAUGUUGGAAACGGGCCAGUGGAGAUUGUGGUCAGGUCACCUUCCCCUCUCAAUGAUGACCAGUGGCAUCGGGUCACCGCAGAGAGGAAUGUCAAGCAGGCCAGUCUCCAGGUGGAUCGCCUGCCCCAGCAGAUCCGAAAGGCCCCAACGGAAGGUCACACCCGCCUGGAACUCUACAGCCAGCUGUUUGUUGGUGGUGCUGGCGGCCAGCAGGGUUUCCUGGGCUGUAUUCGCUCCUUGAGGAUGAAUGGAGUGACCCUUGACUUGGAAGAAAGGGCAAAGGUCACAUCCGGAUUCAAAUCUGGAUGCUCAGGCCACUGCACCAGCUACGGGGCCAACUGUGAAAAUGGAGGCAAAUGCAUCGAGAAAUACCACGGAUAUUCCUGUGACUGCUCUAACACAGCCUAUGAUGGGACAUUCUGCAACAAAGAUGUUGGUGCCUUUUUUGAAGAGGGCAUGUGGCUGCGCUAUAACUUCCAGGCACCGGUGGUCACUGCUAGAGACUCAGGCAGCAAGGCGGAGAAUUCUGCAGAGCAACAGCCCUCGUCUCCAGACCUGGCCCAGGAGCAGAUCCACUUCAGCUUCAGCACCACCAAGGCUCCCUGCAUCCUCCUCUACGUCAGCUCCCUCACCACUGACUUCCUAGCUGUGCUGGUCAAGCCCACAGGAAACUUGCAGAUCCGGUACAACCUGGGAGGAACCAAAGAGCCAUACAAUAUCGAUGUGGACCACAGGAGCAUAGCCAAUGGACAACCCCACAGCGUCAACAUCACCCGGCACGAGAAGACCAUAAUCCUCAAGCUGGACCAUUAUCCCUCCAUGAGUUACCAUCUGCCCAGCUCCUCUGACACGCUAUUCAAUUCUCCCAAGUCGCUCUUCCUUGGAAAAGUUAUAGAAACAGGGAAAAUCGACCAAGAAAUUCACAAGUACAACACCCCAGGCUUCACAGGCUGCCUGUCCAGAGUCCAGUUCAACCACAUCGCCCCCCUCAAAGCAGCCUUGAAACAGACAAACGCCUCAGCCCACGUGCACAUUCAGGGCGAGCUGGUGGAGUCCAACUGUGGGGCCUCCCCACUGACACUGUCCCCCAUGUCUUCGGCCACUGACCCUUGGCACCUCGAUCACUUGGAUUCAGCCAGUGCUGAUUUCCCAUACAACCCAGGACAAGGCCAAGCUAUAAGAAACGGAGUCAACAGGAACUCAGCUAUCAUCGGAGGGGUCAUCGCUGUGGUGAUUUUCACCAUCCUCUGCACCCUGGUCUUCCUCAUCCGGUACAUGUUCCGUCACAAGGGCACCUACCACACCAACGAGGCCAAGGGAGCUGAGUCAGCCGAGAGCGCAGAUGCUGCCAUCAUGAACAACGACCCCAACUUCACAGAGACCAUUGAUGAGAGCAAAAAAGAGUGGCUCAUUUGAGGGGUGGCUUUUUAGCCAUGGGAUAGGGAGGGAGGCUAAGGGAGGAGGGAGAGGGACAAGAGCACCCUGUGUCACACCCCUGAGCACACGCUUACAGUAUCAGCACAAGCUGGGGAAGGCAAGCAACCCAAUAUUCUUAAGACUGAUGGCCACACAAAAAUAUACUUUUUAAUAUUUCUUUAUAGCUGAGUUCCCCCUUCUGUAUUAAAAGAAAAUAAUACAAAAAUGCUUUUAGAGUUUAAGCAACAGUUGGAAUUUGUAGGUAAUAUCUGUCUUAUUUUGUGUGUGUUUAGAGGUCUUCUAAGAUCCCGUGGUAACAGGGCAAGUUUUCUACAUUUUUAAGAGCCCUUAGAAUGUGGGUAUUUUUUCCUCAAGAAAAACUGAUACGCAUCCAUACAGCUUAUGACAUUCUUUUCCUUUUGCACCUAGUGGACAUUUAAUGGGCUAUUGUAGCAAUUAGUUUGUGUCCAGAUAAUAUUUCUUUUGGUGUCCCAUAAAACAGAAAUGAGAAAGAAAAAAUGAGCCAAGAGCCUAUUUGCCAGUCUUCAAGGACACCUGGAUCUAGGCCAGUUUUCUGAUGGUCCCUGUCUGUCAUUAGCUAGUGAAGGAAGAGGAAGCAGCUCCUGUCCUGCAACAAUGUAACCAACACAAGCAUCCAAGAAUCUGGCAAAGAAAGGCAUACUGGGUUUAUUGCUUCUGAUUUCCAUUGACUUCUACAUAAUGAUGUCCCAUGGAUGUAGUCUUAGGCCUUUUUAAUGUCUGUAACUAUCAGCUAUAAAACCAUGGUGAGCAACUGUUACAGGACUUCUCUGUUUUAACUUUAACUUAUCGGACUGUAUGUGUAUACACGCCUCAAUGGGGAAUUAGAGCCAGAGGGAAUGUCUUCUUUGCUGUUUCUUUUAUAUUUAUAAGGAAAAUAUGGACACUUUCUAGUGAAUGCAUAAAUUAGUGUGCUUUUUUUUUAAUUUCUCUCUAAACUUCAAGUUUUUACACCGCUGUGAUAAAAUCCUAGCAGAUAGCACCCUCUUGAUUGCACAAUACAAUAAAGGCAAGUUACAACAGCUGUUACUCUGGAAUCAUGUGGGAAACACUGCCAUACCUCAAACCAACUCAACCGCAGAAACACUGUCAUGAGACAGAGAUCUGUGACAGACACAUCAGAGUGUGCAGUUGCCACAAACCUGAUCAUCAAUCACCACUUCUCUUUAAAAGACUCCAAUUGUCUAGUAGAUUACAUAUCUUA
Alexandromys fortis (reed vole) is the source of this 5473-nucleotide messenger RNA. RefSeq names its product contactin associated protein 2 (gene Cntnap2). NCBI's taxonomy places the organism in Eukaryota, Metazoa, Chordata, Mammalia, Rodentia, Cricetidae. The transcript is spliced from 25 exons. The coding region runs from base 1 to 4230 and encodes 1409 amino acids. The record is from RefSeq and is a predicted model, not a curated record.